Gymnogyps californianus (California condor) is the source of this 1143-nucleotide messenger RNA. It is a transcript of the gene XKR9, whose product is annotated as XK related 9. Gene Ontology annotation, cellular component: plasma membrane. Lineage: Eukaryota; Metazoa; Chordata; Aves; Accipitriformes; Cathartidae. The transcript has 3 exons. The coding region runs from base 1 to 1143 and encodes 380 amino acids. Gene Ontology annotation, biological process: phosphatidylserine exposure on apoptotic cell surface; apoptotic process involved in development; engulfment of apoptotic cell. The record is from RefSeq and is a predicted model, not a curated record.
AUGAUGAAAUUUACUAAGCAGAAUUUUAUUUUUUUAGUUGGUGGAAUUAUAAUUUAUGUAGUUGAUAUUGGAGUGGACUUCUGGGUAGCUAUGAAAUAUUUCUGUCAAGGACAAUAUUGUUGGGGUAUAUUGAUACUGUGUUUUAGAGGUCUUUCAUCAUUAAUAACUCAGGUAUUCAGUUAUGAGUGGUUUAAAAAUGACUGGGAAGGUACUGAUACUGGGAAGCGGAAAUGGAUUUUUCUAGUUCAUCUCUUUCAGUGUGGAAUUUUUAUAAGGUAUUGGUUUGCUUUGAAGUAUGGCUGCCAAGCUGCAUUUAAACAAAAAAGCAGGAGAGAUACAUCAGAAACAGACCCUCCCAACUUCAUUCAAAAACAAGCUGUUGAUGUUGUGACUGAUAUUAACAUGCUCAGGGUAUUCAAGACUUUUCUUGAGACCACACCACAGCUUUUUGUCCAGAUUUACAUCCUCAUGGAACAUGGCAAAAAUAAUUUCUGUCAAUAUGCUGCCAUUAUUAUGUCUUUUUGUGGUAUCUCCUUUUCAAUGGUUGAUUAUCAGAUAUCAUUACGAAAAUCUCUGCCUGAUAAAGAUGAAUUUCGUGUGCUUCCCAAGUUAGUGUAUCUCCUCUAUAAACUGCUUACCAUCACUUCUUGGAUACUCAGUAUUUCACUGAUCACUCUACUAAGUGUUAGAAGUUCUGUAAUUCUGCUGAUAUUUCUUUGGAUCUGUGGCUUCACCUGGACUUUGAAACAACAUACGACAUUUUGCAAAUCUAAGAAGAUGGAACAUCUGUACAGAACUGUUGUUGGAAUCAUUCUAAUUUUUACCUUUUUUAACAUAAAGGGCAGAAAAACAAAAGUUUGCAUUUCUAUUUAUUAUGCUACUCACACUGUUGUAACUCUAGGUAUUUUGUUUGUAUAUAUGUUCUGGAAACGUUCCAUUAUCAAGCAAAUACAUUUUACAAUUGUGAGCAUCCUAACUAUUCUUAGUCUGGUGUUAGGUGUAAUUUUUCUUGUUGUUUAUUAUAGGCAUUUUCAUCCCACUGCUUAUUGCAGACCACAGGCAUGUUCAGAUGAAGCUGAUGGAGAGGCAGGACAAAAAGAUAUAGUGAAAAUUGGCAGAUUUCAAAAUUUCAUAAUGCAAUGA